This is a messenger RNA of Cercospora beticola, 1380 nucleotides long. RefSeq names its product NEDD8 ligase DCN1 (gene DCN1). Gene Ontology annotation, biological process: protein neddylation. Gene Ontology annotation, molecular function: ubiquitin-like protein binding; cullin family protein binding; ubiquitin conjugating enzyme binding. Lineage: Eukaryota; Fungi; Ascomycota; Dothideomycetes; Mycosphaerellales; Mycosphaerellaceae. Gene Ontology annotation, cellular component: ubiquitin ligase complex. The record is from RefSeq and is a predicted model, not a curated record.
UCGUUGUUGAUCUUUCGCGCAAAAUCACCACCUGCAACACCGACUCUCCCACUGGCACCUCCUGGUCCUUCUCCUUCUCAUUCUGUCAAGUGCUGCCGCAUGCGCUUACUCCGACCGCGACGCCUGAGAAAAGCCAUCCUCUAACGUCAUGCCUCCAGUCUACACAACGGCACAGAAGUCCGCGCUCAAUGAGUUCACCAGCAUCACACAAGCCGACAGAACGACAGCGACCAAAGUCUUGAAGCAGGCAAAUUGGAGUGUGGGCGCGGCCGUCAACGCCUUCUUCAACAACCCUACCGGCGGCCGAGCCAACCCGAUCCACGAUGCGCUCAACAGACUCUUCAACGAGUAUCGCGACCUAGCGCCGACCGACUCCCCGGACGAGAUCGGAAUGGACGGCGCCUUCAAGCUGUGCGAAGACAUGCAAGUCAGCCUGGAAGACGUUGGCGCUCUCGUACUGUUCGAGCUGAUACAGUCGCCCUCGCUUGGUAGCAUCACGCGAGAGGGAUGGGUUGAUGGUUGGACGGACACAGGCGCAGACUCGGUCGCGAAGAUGCGAAAUGUGGUGCUGCAACGACGAUCAGCUCUUCCGACCGAUGCUGAGCUGUUCAAGAACGUCUACAACCACACAUUCGUCUUGAACCUCCAAGAACGACAGAAGGCACUGCUUCCAGAAAUGGCCGCCGCAAUGUGGGAGCUUCUGUUCAGAGCACCAUCGUUGGAGUGGAGAACACCGAACACGCCAUGGUUAGAUUGGUGGCUGGAGUACAACGAGAAGAAGGUCAAGAAGGCAGUCAACAAGGAUCUAUGGAAGCAGACACUCAACUUUGCACAGCAGACAUUGAAGGACGACACGCUGAGCUUUUGGAGCGAGGAGAGCAGUUGGCCUAGUGUCAUCGACGAGUUUGUGGAAUGGGUCAAGACGAAGAAGAGGACAGCAGCUUCAAAUGGCGAUGCCAUGGAUCAGUCCUGAGAUGAUGACGGCUUACUUCAUGCACACGGACACGCCAGAUGGGAAUGUCCGAAGAGAUGUUCCCACAUCGAUGCCACUCAAAGUAACCUCUAGGCUUGCAUCAAGUUUCGCGCCCUUCGAACGGCCAGCUCACUGUCUCUCAACAGUCGUAUACCCAGAGCUUGCAAGCCAGUGGCAGUCGUGUUUGCGGACUCGAAGGCGCAGCUCGUUCUGUACAUGAGAUCGUGCGUGACGCAGAGCACAGACGGGCGAGCCAACAAUCGAGACUUGGUUCGCAAGAGUUGCCUCACCCGCAACUCUGCAGAAUGACCUUGAACAAGGUCACCAUAUGUUUACUGUCGAGAUAGUCUAGCGUUCAGCGGUACGAAUUGAACUCACAUAUUUACGAAGCCUCGACUAAUAUCCCC